AUGCUCGUAGUGCAAAGAUAUUCCCACUUCGCAUUCGUCGACGAACGGGACGACACCGCAGCCACGUCGGCUCAUCGCAUGAAGGUCAAUGCACCAACGCAAACAGACAUGCGCUCCAUGGAUAUACGGCUUCAAUCCAGACUCUCACCCGGAAAACAAGUUGGAAACACCCCCGGCAUGGGACCUCUUACAUCAACAAUGUUCCAAGACAGGAGUUUUUUCGAUGUCCUCAAAUCUUCUCCGUUACCCCCACCACCACCCCACGAUCGCGACCGUUCCUCAUCUCCGGAAGUAGCACCCAUGACUUUGAAACGUUCCGGCGAUCUCACAGCUCGUAUUUCUUUGCACCCGCCACCGGAGAUAGAUAACCGAAUGGGACCUCUGACACGUGUCGCAAAGACCACCAUGCCGUCACGACCGGGCUCUAAGGCGUCAACCAAGAACAACGCAAGAGACAACGCAAGAGACAACGCAAGAGCGGCGCGAAGGGCGGAGGAGCGUAGGAACAACCCCUCAGGUCAAGCCUCAGGUCCAGCCCCUCCAGUGCCAUCUUCACAUAAUAGUGAAGAUAACACAUCGCCCUUGAAAGACGCGCCUAGUCUCCCAGGGCGUGGCGCAGAGAUCAUCGCCUUCGGUCCUUCCUAUCCAACAUCGCUAUCAUCAUCCUUCUUCCGCGAACCACGACUUUCGCUCUUGCCAGCAUCAUACACCGUUCUUCCUCAGGGCUGGUACCGUGCUAGAGAUGAAAAUGAUUCAACAUAUUUCUACACCGCCUGCGGCAAGGCGCAAUGGGCUCGACCAACCCAGCCUGCAAGUAUGGCGGUAUCGACGGGACGUAAGAGGGAAGCGCAAACUGCCGCAUCCUCGUCAAGUGACAUCGUACACCCCGGAGAGAUAGUUGUCCCGCCGGAAUCUUCGUGCAACAACCGAAGCAAGAAAGGCCUAGCAGCACCUGGCAAUGGGGAUGGAGAUGGCGACGCCGCUGAAGAGAGGGAGGGUCGUGAAGUAGGUGGAGAGAAGGAGGACGGCGAGAUAGAAGAAGAGGCAGAAGUCGAGUUGGAGAUUGAGCACAAGGGCAAGGAGAAGGACCAAGCGACAGCAGCUGCGGAUCAUGACAAAAGCGCGUACAAGGGCAAAGGCAAGGAGAAAGUGCUGGAAGAAGAACAAAACAAAUACGAAUUCGAAGAGAGCGGAGACAGUGAACGCAAACGCAUCUCGUUGGCCGAUAAUCUAAAGCGUAAGCACAUCUCGUUGGCCGAUUACCAAAAACGCAAGCAAAUUCCGAGCGUACAGGAAUCAGGGCUUCAAGAUGUUCGAGGCAUCUUUGCACAGCGCACAGUCAGAUGCUCCCGUUCGGAUACCAACGAUACCAUUUCUCAAGAAAAGAUCCAUGAUAACGUACCGUCCACGAUAAAUCGACCGUCCAUACUUGGCCGCAGGAACGCUUCUGAAUCGCCACCUCCCGCCCGCCGUGACAAACGAGUUCGUUUCGAAUCCGUUACGAAGACUGGAAGACGAAGGAGACCUUGUUACUUUUGGAAUGAGGGGAACUGCUGGAGUUUGAGCGACUGUCGCUACCCUCAUGUAUGCAGUGGCUGCGGUAGUCGCCUCCACACUCGCGCUCGGUGUGAGGGUAGCAAGGGUUAUGGGAUUGCUCAACCUACCAGUUUACGGAGCCAGCCUCGACCACCGUCUUCUCGGAAGCCGCUCACACCUUCACCACCGAGGGAAAGCUUGGGCUCUAAAAGUAGCAGGAAAGAUGUAUACGGUCGGCGGUAG
This is a messenger RNA of Alternaria alternata, 1779 nucleotides long. RefSeq lists its product as hypothetical. Gene Ontology annotation, molecular function: metal ion binding. The record is from RefSeq and is a predicted model, not a curated record. Bases 1 to 1779 code for a protein of 592 amino acids. The transcript is spliced from 4 exons. NCBI's taxonomy places the organism in Eukaryota, Fungi, Ascomycota, Dothideomycetes, Pleosporales, Pleosporaceae.